AUGUCUAGCCAAAGAGUCAUCACGGUUAGGAUUGACACCAGCAGAAAUCGCCGUUCAGAUAGCUCAGCCGAAGAAGAGACCGCCAGCGUUCCCACCGUCCAUGAAAAGGUACCCCCUGUUGAGACCGUUUCCUCUAGCAGCACUGCCGCCACCAGUACUUUGGCAGCUGAUAGUUCCAGCCAAUAUGGUGAAAGCUUCCUGGCCCUUAAAGCCACUCGAAUUGAGAUACAAGAGUCAGAGAACUAUCAUCAGCUCCCGUUUUCGUAUCCCUGUUGGAAGAAAUGGACAAUACUUGUUAUCAUCUUUUUCGUGCAAGUCUCCAUGAACUUCAACACGAGCAUCUACGCCAACGCUAUUGUGCCUAUGGCCAACCACUUUUCAAUUUCCGAAGCUACCGCCAGACUCGGCCAGAUGUCUUUCCUGAUUGCAUAUGCGUUAGGUAGUGAACUUUGGGCGCCAUGGAGUGAGGAACUUGGCCGAUGGCCGGUCAUGCAGCUGAGCUUGCUUCUGGUCAAUAUUUGGCAAGUUUUGUGCGCUCUCGCCCCCAAUUUCUCUUACAUCGUUGCCGGUCGUACCCUCGGAGGUUUAUCCUCAGCUGGAGGCUCUGUCACUAUGGGAAUGAUAGCAGACAUGUGGGAACCAGAUCAGCAGCAGUAUGCAGUCGCUUUUAUCGUUUUGUCUUCUGUUGCUGGCUCCGUCGUUGGUCCUAUUGCUGGAGGGUUCAUGGAAGUCCGCCUCCACUGGCGGUGGAAUUUUUGGAUCCAGCUGAUUCUCGGAGCCGUAGUCCAACUUGCUCACUUUCUCCUGGUGCCAGAAACCCGUUCGACCAUCGUGUUGAAUAAUCUGGCGAAAAAGCAACGGAAAUCAGGUGUUGCGAAUGUUUAUGGUCCGCUGGAGCUUCGUGGUUCCAGCCUCACAUUUAAGGAAGUUAUUACGAUCUGGGUUCGCCCGUUCAGCAUGUUUGUCCGCGAACCGAUCGUCCUAUUUCUUUCUCUCCUCAGCGGGUUUAGUGAUGCCCUAAUUUUCACCUUUCUCGAAUCAUUCCGCCCAGUGUAUAGCCGCUGGGGUUUCGAUACCAUUCAGACUGGUCUUGCCUUUAUCCCAAUCAUGGUUGGCUACUUCCUUGCCUAUUUUUCAUUUUUCCCAGUGAUAAUGAAAGAUAAAAGAGCCAUGGCGAGAAAUCCUGACGGCCUUGACCCAGAGUCACGGCUCUGGUGGCUCCUCUUUACCGCUCCCUUGGAGACGAUCGGUCUCUUUGGAUUUGCCUGGACGAGCAUGGGGCCUCCUGCGGUGCAUUGGUUCGCCCCGAUGUUUUUUUCGAUGCUCAUUGCGAUUGCAAACGUUAGUAUCCAGGAAAUAUUACAUUAUAAGAUAUACUGCUAAUUUGCACUACGUUUAGUACUGCAUUUACAUGGCCACCAUUGAUUACAUGGUCGCAAGCUAUGGCCCAUAUUCCGCCUCAGCAACAGGCGGCAACGCCCUAGCGAGAGACUUUCUAGCAGGCAUUGCUGCUCUCUAUUCCACGCCAAUGUAUCGAAGCAUCAAACAUACGUAUCACCUCGAGAUACCCUCCACCAUUUUAGGGUGCAUAUCUUUUCUUGUCACUGUACCCAUCUACAUCUUCUACUGGAAAGGUCCUCAAAUUCGUGCAAGAUCCAAGUUUGCACAGGGUGUAGCUCGUAACAGAAAUGAACUUAAGCAUCGCCGAGCUAUCCACGAAAGAAGUUCAGUUGAUGCUGGGAAAUUGACUGAUGUUUAGCCACCACUUGAUCUUCUAAAAUGUCAAGGGUGAAGCAGGUGCCCAUUACUUGCUUGCUUGACAUUCUGUCACCGAUGCAAUGGUUGAUUGACUCGGGUCCAGUGACGAUAUGCAUGAGCAUACUCGAACAGCGGUUACCAUCAUAUUAUGUUUUGUUUCUUCGUCCUUGUUUUAUUACCGUGUAUAAUAUUUGGCGCCUGUUCCCGUUGUACUGCGCUGUCUUUGCGUUAACUUAUGGAUAAAACAACUGUCUCCUGAGCUGAGGACAGGAUGUUUGCGUCCCCAAUAAAUCCUUUCGUUCGAGCCAUAACAUUUCAGGGACUUUAUUCAAUUAAUUCGCUGUUCUCAAAAGAAAAAAAGCUGUUUGAAGAAAGGAAUACACAAAUAAUUUCGGAUGACAAGUGCCCCUUAAGAAGGUAUUGAAAUAGACAAUCCAUCAGAACGCCUUAGACA
Molecule: messenger RNA, 2212 nt
Organism: Trichophyton rubrum CBS 118892
Lineage: Eukaryota; Fungi; Ascomycota; Eurotiomycetes; Onygenales; Arthrodermataceae
Exons: 4
Coding region: 1-1383 (460 amino acids)
Biological process (GO): transmembrane transport
Molecular function (GO): transmembrane transporter activity
Source: RefSeq, a predicted model, not a curated record